Messenger RNA from Aedes aegypti (yellow fever mosquito), 683 nucleotides. RefSeq names its product titin. The transcript has 2 exons. The record is from RefSeq and is a predicted model, not a curated record. Bases 112 to 630 code for a protein of 172 amino acids. NCBI's taxonomy places the organism in Eukaryota, Metazoa, Arthropoda, Insecta, Diptera, Culicidae.
AAAUAACGCCAUUCGAUCGGUAAGACAUCAUUCGCUGACCACUAACUCAACAGUAAAGUUCAGUCCGUGUACCACUGGAGCGCAGUUCGUUCAAUUAAGGCAUCUCAAAAAAUGAAGGCGUUCGUUGUUUUGUCCAUGGCUCUGGCCAUCGCAUCCUGUGCGGCAGUCGAUGAUUCUUCUAAGAAAGACAAACGUGGACUCUGGGAGGAAGGACACGGUUCUUUCGAUUUUGACGAUCAUCAUGUAGAUGAACAUGAAAUUAAGCACGUAACCAUCACCAAGAAGGUUCCAGUCCCAUAUCCGGUAGAGGUCGAGAAGCAUGUUCCAGUUGAAGUGAAGGUGCCUUAUCCAGUCGAAGUCGAAAAGAAGGUCCCGGUCUACGUGGAAAAGAAGGUUCCAGUGUACGUUGAGAAGAAGGUCCCAGUCCACGUUGAUCGUCCUGUCCCAUACCCAGUGGAAGUUAAGGUCCCAGUUGUCCAGAAGGAAUACGUCGAAGUGCCAAAACCGUACGCAGUUCACGUUGAGAAGCACGUUCCAGUGUACAUCCACAAGCCAGUGUAUGUUGAGAAGCCGGUUCCUGUGACCGUUAUCGUCAAGAAGCACGAGAAGAAGGGCUGGGGACUGUUCUAAAGAAUGAUCAUGUAAAGUUGUUGAAUAUACGUUGUAAAUAAGUCUAGUUGAAA